Messenger RNA from Cutaneotrichosporon cavernicola, 1173 nucleotides. RefSeq lists its product as uncharacterized. Gene Ontology annotation, molecular function: beta-phosphoglucomutase activity; sugar-phosphatase activity. Bases 1 to 1173 code for a protein of 390 amino acids. The transcript has a single exon. NCBI's taxonomy places the organism in Eukaryota, Fungi, Basidiomycota, Tremellomycetes, Trichosporonales, Trichosporonaceae. The record is from RefSeq and is a predicted model, not a curated record.
AUGUCUGUCUUUACCAAGGAGGCGUUCCAGAUGUCGGCUCUGCCGACCCCCGUCAGCUCGGCACCUGCGUCGACUGCUGUCUCGCGCCGCGGCUCGUUCGCCAGCUGGGCUUCCGAGACGACAGCCGACUCGCACAUUGUCGAGAUCAACGUCGAGUCGGUUCUCUUCGACAUGGACGGCACCCUCAUCAACUCGUCGCCAGCCGUCGUCAAGGCUUGGGAACUCUUCGCCGAAAAGUACCCUCUCGACCUGGACGACAUCCUCCGCUCGGCGCACGGCAUGCGCACCAUCGACGUCCUCCGCAAGUGGUGCAAGGUCCCCGACGAGCACAUCGAGGCCGAGGUUGUCCGUUUCGAGACCGCUAUCCUCGAGAACGCCGAGGAGAUUGGUCGCCAGACCGGCAAGAGCGGCAUCGAGGUUCUUCCCGGUGUCAACAAGCUCCUCACCGACCUGAGCGAGCACAAGCACAUGCGUGACGGCGAGCUCAAGUGGGCCAUCUGCACUUCGUCGACGCACUUCUACGCCGGCCAGGCCAUCCCUAUUGCCGGCCUUGAGACGCCCAAGAUCUUCGUCACCGCCGACUCGGUGCAGCGCGGCAAGCCCUUCCCUGACCCCUACCUCCUCGGUGCCAAGGGCUGCAACGCCUCGCCCUUUGAGUCCCUCGUCGUCGAGGACGCACCAACCGGUAUCCGUUCUGGCAAGGCUGCUGGAUGCCGCGUCCUCGCUACCUGCACCUCUCACUCGGCCGAGGAGCUCGAAAAGGAACGCCCCGACUUCCUGGUCGAGGACCUCUCCAAGGUCUCGGUUACGUGGGACGUCGCAACUCAGACCUUCAAGAUGAUCAUCGAGCAGCCCAUUGGCCGCGUCGACCCCCGCCCCACCCCCGACUCGACCCCCCUCGUCACUCCCGCUGCGUCCCGCGCACCCUCCUUCUCCGGAGAGCGCCAGCGCUUGGCUUCCGCCAUGGCACCCACUGGCGAGCUUACUGGCAACGACUCGGUCGUUGGGUCCCCCAUGUCGUCGCGCCCCUCUUCUCCAGGUAUCCCCACUGAGAAGACUGCUGCCGAGCGCCGCAGGUCUUCGGGUGCCGCCGCUCACGUCACGCUUGACGCGUUCAAGCGCGCUCUUGCUGGCAACGCCAACAAGGUGCGCGAGCUCGCUCUCGAGGAGUAA